AUGAUCAUCACUCUCGCCCGCUCGCUGCUCUCAGUGGAGCCCCCUAAGGGAGAGCCAGUGGAUUCAACUGCCUUCUGGUGCAGGAUUGCCAUCAGUGCUGUUCUUGUGCUUGCCGGAGGUGUAUUUGCAGGAUUAACUCUCGGACUGAUGGGGCUGGAUGAAUUGCACCUGCGUGUCCUGGCUACGUCAUCAGAGGACUUGACGGAGAAACGCAAUGCGCAAAAAGUAUUGAGACUGAUGCAGAGAGGUCGGCAUUGGGUAUUAGUGGUACUUCUUCUGGGCAACGUUGUCAUCAACGAAAGUUUGCCGAUCUUUCUUGAUGGUGCCAUUGGUGGAGGCAUUGCGGCUGUCGUAAUUUCUACCACAGCGAUAGUCAUUUUUGGGUAUGUUCUCGCCCCUCUCGGAGUUGGACUUGCUGAGCAGACGACAUGUUCUUCUCUUCCGCAGAGAGCUGUUAGCGUCAGAUAUGGCCUCGCAAUUGGCGCACGAUGUGCGCCUUUCGUGCUCUGCCUGAUGUAUUUGUUUGCUCCCAUCGCAUACCCUACUGCGAAGCUCCUCGAUUACGUUCUAGGCCAGAAUGAGGGUCAUACGUACAAGAAGGCUGAGCUCAAAUCUUUUCUGCAGUUCCAUCGCACGGGAGAGGAACCGCUACGGGAUGACGAGAUCAGCAUAUUGAAUGGCGUGCUGGAGCUCAAUACGAAGAAUGUGGAGACAAUCAUGACACCCAUCAAGGACGUCGUAACGCUGAGCUCAGACACCAUCCUUGAUCACAACACAGUAGACGCAAUUCUCGCAAGUGGCUACUCACGCUUUCCUAUACAUGAACCCGGGAAUCCACUAUCAUUCCAAGGGCUUCUGCUCAUCAAAAAGCUGUUGGUAUACGACCCCGCGCGCGCUCUCCCAGUCUCGGAUUUCAAGCUUUCGAUUCUUCCCGAAGCACAUCCAAGUAUAAAUUGUUUCCAGGCGCUGGAUUACUUUCAAACGGGACGCGCCCACUUACUACUGAUUAGUCGGACACCUGGCACUGCAGGCGGUGGAAUUGGAGUGAUCACACUCGAAGACAUCAUUGAGUUUAUAUCCAAAGUUAACAAAGUUUUGCAGGAAAUCAUAUCAGAAGAAAUCGUGGAUGAAACAGAUCGAUACGAGGAUAAUCAGAGUAAAAAACGUGCGAAGCGAAUGACUACGGCUACUAUAAUGCGAGGGAUUGUGGAGCGAGAGGGGCGAGAGCGAAGUUUAACGCGAGUGACGUCUUCCGACCGGAUACCCCUGUUGCGCGAGACACCUCUCCUACCAUCCACUCCACUUUCCGAGACCAAUUAUCCGAAUCCUCGCUACGGCGCGAUACUCAGCCCGUCCCCCAAAAUAUGA
Messenger RNA from Suillus bovinus, 1368 nucleotides. RefSeq lists its product as uncharacterized. The record is from RefSeq and is a predicted model, not a curated record. Gene Ontology annotation, biological process: magnesium ion homeostasis. The transcript is spliced from 16 exons. Bases 1 to 1368 code for a protein of 455 amino acids. Gene Ontology annotation, cellular component: intracellular membrane-bounded organelle. Lineage: Eukaryota; Fungi; Basidiomycota; Agaricomycetes; Boletales; Suillaceae.